GUAGAACCAGACAGCGCCGGAAUGAAGUUUCUGUGAGGCGGCUGUGAGCUGAUCAGGGGUGAGAGAGAAAAGCAGGGGAACAAGUUAUUUACCCAGGACCCAGAGCUCGCCAUGUUUUCCCUGUCAGAGCUGGCACCUCUGAACCAGCAACAGAGUAGAUCUAAACUGUUGAAGCCCUGGUGGGAGGUCUUCAUGGACUACCUGGUGGUCCUGAUGCUGAUGGCAUCUGUCCUGGCUUGUACUGAGCAGUUGUCCAGGGACCGAGUGGUGUGCAUUCCCUUGGAUCCACUUGUCACUGCAAAUACUAGUGAUCACAGUUCCACAACUGGUGGGGAUGUGGCACUGACUCCAUCUUCAAAGCCCCCAACCCAUGUUCCACGCAACAUCAGCCCAAAUCUUCAUUCUACAGCCCGGGGUCGACGCACGCAUCUGGUCUACCAGCAGUAUGUUUACAUUAGCCAGGUGUGCUACCAUGAGGCUUUGCCUUUGUGCUCCCGUUUCUUCCCCUACAUGGCCUUGCUGCAGUCUCUAGUACUGGUAGCCAGCGGCUUCUUCUGGCUCCACUUCCCCCGCACCUCCGCCCGCAUAGAGCACUUCCUGGCCAUCUUGGCAAAGUGCUGCGAGUCACCCUGGACAUCUCAGGCCCUGUCCCAUGCCGCCCGGCAGGAGAGCGUCCAUGAGAAGGAGGUGGUGGAGGAGAGACGACCACCCGAACCUCCUCCCUCUUCAACUUCAUCUUCACCCCCGGUGACCCGCACAAGACGAUCAAGCAUAGACUCGGGCGCACACAGCCCGCUUUUGAAGAGGUCAGAUAGUGCAUCCUCUGCCGCCCCUCCCUCCCCGUGCCCUUCCACACUCUCCUGUAACUCCACCAUGUCGUCUAUAUCCUUUGGCUACCCGGUGCAUUUUCCUUCUUCCAAGCCCUCACUCAUGGUUGACAGUCCCAGGCAGGUAAUCAGUCUGGAUAAAAGUGAUGGGGAACAGGCCAGGGCGCUGUUCGAAAGGGUUAGGAAAUUUCGGUCCCACUGCGAAAGCUCAGAUGUCAUCUAUAAGGUCUACUUGGCUCAGACAAUAUUCAAAUUGUUGAUGGUAACGCUGAUCGUGAGUUAUACCAUCCCUCUUCUCAACUCCUUCUCCUUCACCCACACCUGUCACCCUGAGGAACAUACCUUGGUGGGCUACACUACCUUUGAGUGUAUCCAUGUGCUCUCCUCCCUUCUACACAAACUGCUGGUGGCUUACCUGACCCUACUGGGGCUGUACGGCCUGCUGAACUUUUACACCCUUAGUUGGAUUUUACACAGCUCUCUACGGCAGUAUUCCUUCCACUCACUGAAGGAGUUGUGCUCCCUGAGAGAUGUUCCUGACCUAAGAAAUGACCUGGCCUUCCUUUUACACAUGUUAGACCAGUAUGACCCUUUGCUGGCCCAGCGUCUGUCCGUUUUUUUGUCCCCUGUCAGUGAGAGCAGGCUGCUGGAGGAAAGCUUGGAGAGGCGCUGGGGGGAGGAGAAACUGCGUGCCAUGACUAGUGUGGAUGCAGAGGGCUGCUCCAGACUGCAGCUGGUGGCCCUGCCUCGCCUCCCUCCAGCCCUCUUCACCCUCAGCCAGCUUCAGGUCCUCAAACUGGAACUCAUCACAGAUGCCAGGUUUACUGCACAGGUGGCCAACAUGACCUCACUCAGGGAGCUCCACCUCUAUCACUGCACAGUAGCUUUGGAUCCCAGUGCACUUGGAGUCUUCCAGGAACGUCUGGAGGUCCUCCACCUCACCUUUACUCAGGUGUCAGAGAUCCCCAGCUGGGUCCUCUCCCUCCGCAGCCUGCAUGAGCUCCACCUCUCUGGCCGCCUCAGUAGUGAUGGUGGGGUGGGCCGCAGCUGGGCGCUGGGGAGCCUCCGCCAAUUACGUCACCUCCGUGUGCUGGUGAUCCGAGGAAUGUUACAGCGGAUCCCUGGGGAGCUGUGUGAGGUGGCAGGCAGCUUGGUGAGGCUGGAGAUCUACAACGAGGGCACCAGGCUGCUUGUACUGACAGGCUUGAAGCGGAUGGUCGACCUGACAGAGCUGCUGCUGCAGGACUGCCAGCUAGAGCGUUUGCCUUCUGCCUUGCUGGCGCUCACCAACCUGCGGACACUGGACCUGCAGCAUAAUAAUUUGAGAACUCUGGAGGAACUGCUUAGCCUGGCUCAUCUGCGACGUCUUUCUUGCCUCAGACUUGCCUAUAACCGUGUUCUGGCAUUGCCGGCCAGUGUUGGUGUGCUGCGAGCCCUGGAGCUCCUAGAUCUAUCCAACAACCAGCUCCAGAGCCUUCCCCCAGCACUCUUCACUCUUCGCCGCCUUCGUAGGCUCCUGCUGGCUGGUAACCUGCUAGAGGAGCUGCCUGCAGAGGUAAAGGCACUGCAGCUGCUCACAGAACUGGACCUCAGUGGGAACAGGGUAGAGAGCCUUCCCCCUGAGCUAUUCACUAGUUGUUUGGAGCUGCGCAUCCUUAAUGUGGCUUACAACUCUCUUAGUUCAAUACCCAGGUGGAUUGCAGCUUUAAGUAAGUUGUGCAGGUUGGACUUGCGCAGUAACAGUCUGGAGGAACUGCCUGCUGAAUUGGGCUGCUGCACAGGGCUGCAUGGAGGUGGUCUCCUGGUGGAAGACUGGCUGUUUCUUUCUUUGCCUCCCCAUGUCAGGGACUUCCUAAGUCGUUCUUGCCCCCCCUCUGGUACAUACUCAGAAGGUCAUUCCCGGCCAGAGUCCGACAGUUUCCCAUACUUCUCUCCUACACAGUGGAGCUUCUCUUCUGCUUUGGAAUCACAGAUAUAAGACUAAUCACUGUAUCUUACUGCUAACAGUAUCCUAACACUGAUAGUAUUCUGUUAGUGAGGCCUUUUUGUAUGCUGAUAUAUUUUUAUACUUUUUAAUGGGAUUUGCUUUUGCAGUGCUUUUGGCAAAAAGUUUAUUAGAUAUUGAUAUAUUGAUAUUAUUGUUGCAAUGUUUUAUCCCACAUAGUACACAUUCAUUUUAUUCCAUACUGAAAUGAGUGUCAACCAAUGGUUUGCAGGAAGAUUAAAAAUACAUUUGCAAAUGUACAAAGCAACGUGCUAUGUAAAACAUAGUUAAACUGAAUAUAGAUGAUUUGUAGUGAAUGGGCAAAAAACAUUCUAAGUAGACUACUGCUGUUAAUCUCAUUACUAUUUAAAAAUCCUUUUUAGAGAAAUUGUUGCUGGUUAUGGGGAAAUAACUCUUAAACCAGAAGUUUCUAUUUGUUGCAGGGCUGAAAUAUUGUAUGUAUAUAUAUAUAUAUAUAUAUAUAUAUAUAUAUAUAUAUAUAUAUAUAUAUAUGUAUAUAUAUAUAUGUAAAGAGAGAGAAACAUCCCUGCAACAAAUACAAACUUGGUGAAUGUAUUUUUCACUUCCGGUUAAAGAGUUAUUUCUCUUAUAAAUAUAUCUUUAGGAGAAAAGGUUCAUGUGGUUUUAUAACAAAGUGUAUAUUGUUAUUAACAUGAGUAUAAAUACCCUUAUUGAUACCUCUAAAGAAUAAUAAUAAUUAAUAUAAAUAUCUGUAUUAUUCCCACUUAAGAAUGUGCAGUUGUAGUCUCUAACUGUGACCACUAGAGAACAAUAAACAUGAUUAUUU
Molecule: messenger RNA, 3619 nt
Organism: Siniperca chuatsi (mandarin fish)
Lineage: Eukaryota; Metazoa; Chordata; Actinopteri; Centrarchiformes; Sinipercidae
Product: volume-regulated anion channel subunit LRRC8D
Exons: 6
Coding region: 112-2805 (897 amino acids)
Molecular function (GO): protein binding
Source: RefSeq, a predicted model, not a curated record